Molecule: messenger RNA, 1131 nt
Organism: Arachis duranensis
Lineage: Eukaryota; Viridiplantae; Streptophyta; Magnoliopsida; Fabales; Fabaceae
Exons: 1
Coding region: 354-920 (188 amino acids)
Source: RefSeq, a predicted model, not a curated record
ACUCCCAACAUGUUCCUUUUUGACUUGCUGACAUCCAACAUUUUGCUUUUACUCUCUUCAAAACCAGAGUAAAAAUGGUUGUGCAACAUGCUAACCUUCCUUAAGUUUAUAACAUAUUAAAAUCCAUCCUCCAAGAUCCAAGGAUUAAAAAAAAAAACAAAAAUUUCACAUGAAAAUAAUUACAGUCUUGGCUUGAAGACUUGAAGUAUCUGCCUAGUGCCUAAUAUGUAACCUUUGGUGAAUAAUAAAUAGAGCCAGCAAAGACCAACGUUAUUUUUUCUUGGUCUUGUCGGUUUGAGACAAACAGAAACGAAAAGAAAAGAGCCUCAUCUGUCUUGUAGUGAGCAGCAUCAAUGGCAGAGUACGAAACGCAUGAACAAGGCGAAGGUGUGCCGAAGGAAACAGCAGUGCAAGCAUUGAACACCAUAAUCCAGCUGCACUUCGAGAAGACUCUGGAGAAGAAGCGCGCCAUUGACCUCCAAAAGAAAGAGCUCCAGAAGGUGUUCCAGGUGCUCUUCAUCUUCCUCUCACUCGUCUUGUUGGCACUCUCUCAGUCGCCGCAGCGCCUCCAAUGCCGCCACUGCUGGAUCCCCAUCACUCUCCUCUCCAUCGCACACCUCAUGUUCUACGUCUCUGUGGCACAGACCCUCAGAUGCAUCAAUGGAUUCAAGUACCAGAGAAGGUGCCACAAGCUCACACUUGGCUUGGCCACCGAGAAGCUCAGGGACAUGAAGCUAAGACUCGCCACCACCACUAACAACAAUGACUUUGUUUCUGAGGAUGACUUUGAGAUUCACUACCAGGAACCACCUGAGUCCUACUUUGGUAAGUUCAAGAGGAAUUGGGCUCUUCAUUUUGCCUUCUUGAUUUUCAUCUAUGGCUUCAUGGUCUCUGCCUCUGUCGUUCUUCUCUGCUUCUAACACAACUCUAUCACUUUCAGAUACAGUCCCAAGAGAAAAUUGGUCUCUGUUUGUCAUCCCUUUUCCUUUUUUUUUUCACUUGUGAUCAAAUUUAAUAUCAGUAAAAUUUUCUUGUCAAUGUAUCUAUUAUUAAAGUCACAAAUAAAUUCGUGAGGAUUAUUCUCCAAAACAAAAAUAUAAUAAUAAAAUUAUGUGAGAUAGUAGAUGUAAA